AAUCUAUUAUGAGCAGCGCCUGCACCAACUGUGGAUGUUUGUCUGAUUUGGAUUAACAACAUGAUUGAGCGCGUAUCAGCAAAAUGGACCAGUUACAGUUUCUGGAGAGCAAAAUACAGUACAGCAUGCAAAAAAGUAAUCUGUUUUUAAAAAAUAUUGGUGUUUGAUGCAGACUAAAAUGUUAUUCUGCGCAUGAUGACGCGCAAAAGUACGUAUGUCUCCGCUUCACACAGCUAGCUUGCAGGAAGUAUGUUGAAUCCGUGGAGAAAAAAAUUACCGAAGAACCAAAGUCGGUUGUUGAUCUGAAAAAAUAACAAGUCUCCUAAAUGAGAACGCAAAUGCUGUGUUUUUCAGAUUCGGCAUCAUUCGCUCUGGUGCAAAGAACGUCAUUAAACGGGAGCCUGUUACGCAAAUGCAGUAAGCCAAGUGCUCUUCCAGUGCCAGCUCCGUGUCCAGAUCCUUCCAGUGCUGCCCUGACGGGGUGGUAUUGAAUGGCUGAAAGAGAAGACUUUCUUCAGCUCUGGGAAGAAAAUGGCUAACGCCACAGAGUCCAAGAGCUAAGACUCUAUUUUACCCUUGUCUACUUUGUUUAUUAUCUUGAGAUUUGAAUACCCCUUCCUUAAAUGUAUACGCCUACUAUGGCAAUGCAUGAUAUGAGCCGUGUCAAGGGUUUCCCCUGUAAAGAGUGUGAUAUGGUUUGCCCCAGUACCCCUAGUCUAUUAGAACACAUGAAGGCUCACUACCAGCAAGAAGAAAAUGGCAGGUUUGAGUGUGAGCAAUGUGGCCGCAUCUAUAAGCAUGCUGGCAGCCUGGCCAACCAUAAGAAAUCCCAUGAAGUGGGUUCCUUUCAGUGCCCAGUCUGCACCAGAACCCUGCCCAAUGCUGUGGCUCUGAAGAACCACCUCCGUAUCCACACCCUAUCCCCAAGCAGUGCCCAGGCAGAGGAAGACGGUGGUGACGAAGGCGCUGAAGACGGACAUGAUGAGAGGAACUAUGGUCUUGCACAGGACCUGUCUGAUGGCUUUGCCCGCAGUCACCUGAACAACAGUGGAAUGGGUCAUGGUGUGAUGUCACAUGACCCAGAUGAUCAUAAGAAGUCACCUGUAACCGAUGAUGCCUGGGAUCGUCCAUUCAAAUGCGAUCAGUGUGAUAGGACCUACCGCCACCAUGGGAGCCUGGUUAAUCACAAGAAAUGUCAUCAGGAAGGGGCGUUCAAGUGCACCGUCUGUUACAAGCAGUUCAACAACCUGGCUGCUCUCAAUGGUCAUGAGCGAACCCACUCAAAGUUUAAGACUCCUGGAGCAUCGAUGGUUAACAACAUACAUGACUCUGUGACUGAUCAGCGUUCGUCUGCUCCCCAAACCGAUGAUGCAGCUAACUGCUUCUGCCACCUGUGCCAGGUAGCUUUGCCCAACAAGAGUGACUUCCAGGAGCACAUCCUGUUGCAUAAUGCAGCCUCCUCUUCACUGGGUCUUUCCCGUAGUUUCCCUGGGAUAAUGGCGCACAAUCUCAGCACUGUCCGCUCCCCAGCAUACACACCUGCCCUGGGUGACCCUCUGCCCCUUCCUCCUUUGCCAAAUGAUAAACGUGGCCCCUUUGACCCAAUGCUUGGACCUCCUGUUAAUAAUCCCAUUUACACUUGUGCAUACUGUGGGGCUGGGCAUCCUGAUCUGGAGAGCCUCAAAGUUCAUUACCUGACCCAUGACCCCCACCCAGGCUCCCAUGGUCAGGAUGGUAUCCUGAACACUGAUGGGAUUGGCUCUAACUCUAACCCAUCACCAUCUGGAGAGAGAGUGCAAUCUUCUUCUGAUGAUGGCGAACGUCGUUUCAAGUGUCAGGAUUGUGGGAAAAGCUACCGCCAUGCUGGAAGCCUGGUCAACCACAAGCGCUCCCACCAGACUGGCCUCUACCAGUGUACCAUCUGCUGCAAGCAGUAUCCGCACUUGGCAGCCUUGCAUAGCCACCUCCGCAGCCAUAAGGGAAGAACAUCCAACCAAUCAUCCCUCAACACUGAAGGCGACUGGCUCUCCUCUGAACCCCUGACACUUGACUCUCAGAAUAGUUAUGUGCAGGAGGGGAGCGGCGCAACCACCCCUAUCUCCCUCCCUGGAAAUCUUGGUGACGCUGCUCACUUUGUACCUGAUGGUGGACACAGCAGUGGCUUGGAUUCACUGGAGUUCCAUGACCGAUUUGAUGGCUCCCUUGCCCAGAGCAACUCUGGGCACUCCCCUCUUCCCCAGAACCACCGCCAGGCUGAUAGACACAUGUGCACUGACUGUGGAGAAAUGUAUGGAGACAUCUCUGGCAUCAAGUCUCACAUGUGCCCCCAACGGCGACAGAACCAGGGGAUGUCCAAUGGAUUCAUGGGAAACAUGAGUGGCUACAACAGUCCUGGAGGCGCUGCGCUCCCUUCAGGUGGAGGAAAUGUGAAAGAGAGCAAUGGACAGCGCUCUCAGUAUGGUUCUCAGUCCCAUGCCCAAGGAGGGGGGAAAAGGAUGAAUAAAGAAGAUGAAGAUGAUGGUGAAGUGUACCAGUGCUCCGUGUGUGGAAACCAUUAUGCCAGCCUCAGAGCUCUGAGGAGCCAUCUGCGCAGCCAUGCUAACAAUCCCACAGGGCCUGGGACUUCGGCACUUUCUCCUAACGGUGAGGCAGACUGGAGGAUUAUCUGCAGCACCUGUGGCCAGAGCUUCUCCAGAAAGCAAGACCUGUUAAACCACCAACUGAUUCAUGGGCCACAAAGGUCAGAUGCAGCAGCGCAGAGCAUGGGGGCCGAUCCCGCCAAUACUAAUGGAAAAAUGGAUGGUGAUGGGAGGAAUCACAUUUGCGUUGACUGUGGCAUGUUCUUUGCUGAUCGCCAUCACCUGAUUACUCACCUGUGUCCUGGGAAGGGAAGAGGAGGAGUGCUGAGCAAAGAAGGAUUGAAUGGCGCUAAAGGGAUGACUGGCGGAGACGGAGUUGGUGGCGGCGGAGUUGGAGGACCUGGGGGCAGUCGUGAUAUGGGAGGACAGGACCGUAGACAACAGAUGCCAGAUUCGGAGGAUCGACCCCACAAAUGUGACCAGUGUGGAAGGGGCUACAGGCACCCUUGCUCCCUGCUCAACCACAAGAAAUCUCACAAGACCGGAGUCUUCAGAUGCCUUGUCUGCCAGAAGCGCUACUACAACCUGCUUGCCCUCAAGAACCACCAGAGGACCCACUUUGAUUUAAAAAGCAAGGCUGCCGCUGGCACAGGGAGAAGCGGUCCCCAAGUGGCACCCGAUUCCGAAACGAUGGCUUUACUUGAAUGGCACAAGUGUGAGGAGUGUGGGAAGGCCUUCAAGAUCCAGAAGCAGCUGGAAAACCACCUUCGGCUCCAUGAAGAACACAGAGCAAAGGCUCACGCCCAGCUCGCAAAACUAGGCAAUGGAAGGUAUCAAGGAGGACCCUCUGGCAUGCAGGCCAUGAGAGGAGAAUCGUCCAAAUCCCAGAACCCUGGAAUGGGGGAAGUCAAGUAUGGACAACAACAACAAGGCUUCAAGCAACCCUACUCAGAGGCUGGCACUUCAAGGGCUCAGAAUUUUGAUCUACAAGAAGGGGGACGACGACCCUUCGCCUGUGAUGAGUGUGGACGGAGCUAUCGUCAUGCAGGUAGCUUGGCCAAUCACAAGAAUCUUCACAAAAUUGGCGAGUAUCACUGCAAUGUCUGCAACUCCACUUACCCGAACCGCCUGGCCAUGAAAAACCAUCUGCGUCUUCAUUUUGCCCUCAAGAAGCACACUUGCCAGGAGUGCGGCAAAGGAUUCCGUACCCAAAAGCAGCUGACCACCCACCACUCUGCACAGCUCUGCAAGGGGGCUGCAGGUGCUGUUGCUCAAAUGGAUUACGAGUGUGAUGGGUGCUGUGAGGGUUUCGCUACUGCAGACCAGCUGGCUGCACAUGACUGCCCUGCUCAGCAGCUCCCUUCAUCCUCUGCCUCCCUCAACAGCUCAAGCCUCAGCAUCGAUGGGGCUGACCUUGUGCCAGAUGAACGCCCCUACAGCUGUGACAUCUGCAACUGCUCUUACAAACAUGCCAGCAGCUUGCUGAACCACAAGCACACACACAAGACGGGCACCUUUACUUGCACCUACUGCGACAAGCCGUACUCCAACUACAUGGCCCUGCGCAACCACAUGCGCAUUCACACGCAGAAGAAGAGGCACAUCUGCCACCACUGUGGGAAAGCAUUCCGGCUAGCCAGAUUCCUCCGCAAUCACCAGAAGGUCCAUGAGGAGGGCCACACACGCUUUGGCUGCACCAGCUGCGGGAAGAGCUUCCAGGGGAGGUCAGGCCUGGCGAGGCACCGCUGCGGGGAGAACCAGGUAGGCAAGGAGGGCAGGAGGAUGGCCACUGCAAGCACGACAGGGGGAGAAGAGUGCCGGUACACAUGUGACCAGUGUGGCCGCUCCUACGCCCAUGCCAGCUCCCUCCUGAACCACAAAAACACCCACACCGUCGGCAUUUACCACUGUGCUGUGUGCCUCAAGACCUAUUCCAACCUCCUGGCCCUCAAGAACCACCGGCGCAUCCAUUCAGAGAUUCGGCGUCACCGCUGCCCAGAAUGCGGCAAGGCUUUCCGUGUCUCCUCCCAGCUCAACAGCCACCGUCGCGUCCACCUAAAGGAGAGGGAGCUAACUUGUGGCCCCUGCCAGCGCAGCUUCCCCAGCCAGGCCAGCUUCCGGCUCCACCAGGAGAUCUCCCACGGCCAAGCCCCCAGGCCCCCCCAGCAGAAACAGGCCAUGGCUGGGGGAGCCUCUGGGGGCACAUCCGGGGGCGGGAGCUCAGGCCUUAACUGGGACUCCGGCCUGGAUCUCACGCUGUUGCAGGCCCAAGGACUGGUCCCCAAUGGACUACCCAAAAUUAACUCCCUGUCCUUCCAAGGCCCCAGUGGCAGCAGGAGCCGUGGGGCGACGGGGACCAAGUCGCACGUCUGCAACCAGUGCGGCCGAGGCUACCUCCACGCCAGCUCCCUCCUCAACCACAAAAACAGUCACAAAACAGGCGCCUACUUCUGUAACUCCUGUCAGAAGGAGUUUCCCAACCUGAUGUCCCUCAAGAACCACCGGCGUAUUCACACUGAGCCCAAACGUUUCCAGUGCCCCGACUGCGGAAAGUCCUUCCGUGUGUCCACCCAGCUCAUCUGCCACAGGCGCAUCCACACCAAGGAAAAGCCCUUUUCCUGCCAGCAAUGCGACAAGCGCUUCUCCAGCAAGUCCAACCUGCGCCACCAUCAGAAGGUGCACUGGAGCAGCUCAGCGCCCCCCACCAUGGCCAUGGGCGCUGCCAGCUUCUUGGGUCAUCCACCAAUUGGCGCAGGGAGACCACCCAAGUCGCAUGUCUGUGACCAGUGCGACCGUGGUUACCGCCAUGCCGGAUCUCUCCAGAACCACAAGAACGUCCACAAGACAGGUGCCUAUUUCUGCAGCUCUUGUCAGAAGGAGUUCUCCAACCUGAUGGCUCUCAAGACCCAUCGGCGCAUCCACACUGAGGUCAAACGCCACCGGUGCUCAGAUUGUGGAAAGGCCUUUCGUGCUCCUAGCCAACUCAUCGUCCACCAGCGCAUUCACACCCAGGAGAAGCCCUUCUCCUGCCAGCAAUGCGCCAAACGCUUCUCCAGCCAGUCCAACCUACGCCACCACAUGAAGUUGCACUGGAGCGGCUCAGCUCCUUCCAGUUUCCUGGGUAAACCGGUAAUUGGUGUGGGGGCCAAAUCACACGUCUGUGACCAGUGUGGCCGUGCUUACCGUCACGCUAGCUCCCUCCUCAACCACAAGACCAUCCACAAGACAGGCGUUUAUUUCUGCCCCUCCUGUCAAAAGGAGUUUCACAAUCUGAACGCCCUCAAGAACCACCGGCGCAUCCAUACGGAGACUAAGCGCUACAAGUGCCCGGAGUGCGGAAAGUCCUUCCGUGUGUCCACCCAGCUCAUAAUCCACCGGCGCAUCCACACCAAGGAGAAACCCUUCUCCUGCCAGCAGUGCGACAAGCGCUUCUCCAGCAAUUCCAACCUGCGUCACCACAUGAAGUUGCAUUGGGGCAGCUCAGCACGACCUGUGCGCACCAAUGUGUCUGUGGCUGCUACCAGUGCCACCCUCUUGGCUCUGCCUCAGACCCAUAUCUAUACAAAGUAUGGGUGGGGGUGGGGAAAGGGGAAGCAUUGAAAUGCCAAGGUUCUGGAGGUGCCAAAACUCUUCUUCAUCCUCCUUCUCAUUCACCACCAUCCCCCCUUUGUUAUAGACUGUGAUAGAGCAGGUUUAUGUGGUUUAGACGCACAAGGCAAUGUGACCCCAGACAAGGGGAAAAAGUGGACUUGACAUGGACACUAUCUACACUGGUUAGGAUACAGGUUGCAUAAUCUUCACCCAUCCAAUCAGUUAGCUGUGCUUUACUGCAUUCACUCGUUGGCCUUUGCUAGUGUACAACAACCCUUCUGCCUGCAAUGGUACACCAGGAUUACUGGUAUAAAAAAAGUCAAUAUUAAGGUUUUGGGAUUGUUCCUUUUUGACUGCUGCACAUCAUAACAUCUCACCUGUUAAUCUUCAGUGAGGCCUUUGCUUGCGGCUUUUGUUGUGUCAUACAGUAUAAAAGAUAUUGAAGAGUAACUCGUGGAUUUCAAACAUAUGCGCGCAAUAUGUUGGAUUGAAGAGUUGAGAUGUACUUUGACAUUUUACAUUGUAAAGAUUGAGUUUUAAUGGUGAAUGUAGUCAUAUAGAACUGACCUGUAAUACAGAAUAUAGAACUGACCUGUAAUAUAGAACUGACCUGUAAUAUAGAAUAUAGAACUGACCUGUAAUAUAGAAUAUAGAACUGACCUGUAAUAUAGAAUAUAGAACUGACCUGUAAUAUAGAAUAUAGAACUGACCUGUAAUAUAGAAUAUAGAACUGACCUGUAAUAUAGAAUAUAGAACUGACCUGUAAUAUAGAAUAUAGAACUGACCUGAGGGUGUAUUGCUCUCUUGUGAGGCUCUAAUCGUUUUCUAGCUCGUGUGUUUCUGGCAGCACGAAGAUGAGCUUCAAACUUGUAUUAUUCUGCAGAUGACGACAAUGCUCUUAAUGGGUUGCUACUGUCUGACAUAACAUUUCUGUAUUUCUCCCAUUAUUUCAAAAUGGCUCUUGGCCCCAAUAUUUUAAACACUGCUCCUAGCCAGCAAGCACGUAUAGAUGAUUAAAAAAAACAUGGAUAAAACAUAAAGAAAUGUAUAUUGUUGGGCCGGUGCCUGCAUUUGGUUUUAACAUGUAUCAUAAUUAUACAUCUGACUGUAUUAUUCAUGGUAUGGCUUUUAUAAAUCAUUAUAGUAUGCUUUAGGAUCUCUCCGUUUAGGAGACAUGUUGUAACCACCCCUUGUCCUUACACUUACUCCAGACCAUUCAUCAUGUACAGUUGAAGUCUAAAAGUUUACAUACACUUAGGUUGGAGUCAUUAAAACUCAUUUUUCAACCACUCCACACAUUUCUUGUUAACAAACUAUAGUUGUGGCCCAGUCUGUUAGGACGUGGCGUUUGGAAAUUGCUCCCAAGGAUGAACCAGACUUGUGGAGGUCUACAAUUUUCUUUCUGAGGUCUUGGCUGAUUUCUUUAGAUUUUCCCAUGAUGUCAAGCAAAGAGGCACUGAGUUUGGUAGGCCUUGAAAGAUAGGCAUUGGAAUACAUUCGCAGGUACACCUCCAAUUGACUCAAAUGAUUUCAACUAUCAGAAGCUUCUAAAGCCAUGACAUAAUUUUCUGGAAUUUUCCAAGCUGUCUAAAGGCACAGUCAACUUAGUGUAAACUUCUGACCCACUGGAAUUGUGAUACAGUGAAUUAUAAGUGAAAUAAUCUGUCUGUAAAUUUUUUUGGGGAAAAUGACUUGUGUCAUAGCAACAUCUCAAGACAUCAGUCAGGAAGUUAAAGCUUGGUCGCGAAUGGGUCUUCCAAAUGGACAAUGACCCCAAGCAUACUUCCAAAGUUGUGGCAAAAUGUCUUAAGGACAACAAAGUCAAGGUAUUGGAGUGGCCAUCACAAAGCUCUGACCUCAAUCCUAUAGAACAUUUGUGGGUAGAACUGAAAAAGUGUGUGCGAGCAAGGACGCCUACAAACCUGACUCCGUUACACCAGCUCUGUCAGGAGGAAUGGGCCAAAAUUCACCCAACUUAUUGCGGGAAGCUUGUAGAAGGCUACCCGAAAGAUUUGACCCGAGUUAAACAAUUGAAAGGCAAUGCUACCAAAUACUAACUUCUGACCCACUGGGAAUGUGAUGAAAUAAAUAAAAGCUGAAAUAAAUCAUUCUCUCUACUAUUAUUCUCACAAUUUACAUUCUUAAAAUAAAGUGGGGAUCUUAACUGACCUAAAACAGGGAAUUUUUACUUGGAUUAAAUGUCAGGAAUUGUGAAAAACUGAGUUUAAAUGUAUUUGGCUAAGGUGUAUGUAAACUUCCAACUUCAACGGUAUGUAUAAUUGACAUGAAUUCAAGGAUGAAGGACUCUUUGACACUUUAAAUUGACUGUACUUCCUUAAGUUUCCCUUGUACAAUAAACAGGGAGCUGCUAUGUGUGUUUUAAUUGCAGUAUGAAGUUUAAGGAAGAUUAAGGAUUAUUGCUGACAUGUUUGCCUUUUGAGUGAUGUGUCUGUCUUCCCUCAACUCAGACUGGACACUUCUGUUUCACACACACACACAAAAAAAAAAACACAAACGGAUAACUUUGUAAAAGUUUAGUGCAUUUAUUAUGUUAAGAUUGUUACUCUUGUAUUGUAACCUUUGUAUUAAUUCAUUAGCUAGUAUUUCCAUAUACAAUUGUGUUAAAUUCAACUAUUCAAAGCUCUGUGUGAACGUAUUUUACUGGGAGUACUGCUAGUAAGUGAAAUAUAAAGUCACUGAAUUGAUUUAGGAGUAAUGUGAUGAAACUAGACCAGAGGACAACUGUAUAUUUGAGUUAUACCUGAAAAUAGUAUACAAAAUGGACACUUGAACCUUCAUUACAGCUAGUUUAGAAAUAAUUGCUUUUAACAAGUUUUAAUUUAAAGUUCUUACUUUUUGUAGUAUAUAUGUAAUGCUUACUAUACACUUUUAUAAACUAUGUUUUGAUUAUACAUUUCUUAACAAACCUGUCCAUAUUAUAACCCCUAAUGCGGAGUACUGAAAAUAAAAGCUGGGAAAAUGUG
This is a messenger RNA of Oncorhynchus kisutch (coho salmon), 9154 nucleotides long. Its product is annotated as zinc finger protein 646. The coding region runs from base 624 to 6179 and encodes 1851 amino acids. The transcript has 8 exons. The record is from RefSeq and is a predicted model, not a curated record. Gene Ontology annotation, biological process: regulation of transcription by RNA polymerase II. Gene Ontology annotation, cellular component: nucleoplasm; nucleus. Lineage: Eukaryota; Metazoa; Chordata; Actinopteri; Salmoniformes; Salmonidae. Gene Ontology annotation, molecular function: DNA-binding transcription activator activity, RNA polymerase II-specific; DNA-binding transcription repressor activity, RNA polymerase II-specific; RNA polymerase II cis-regulatory region sequence-specific DNA binding.